Cooperia oncophora is the source of this 1038-nucleotide messenger RNA. The record is from the annotation of a GenBank genome assembly. NCBI's taxonomy places the organism in Eukaryota, Metazoa, Nematoda, Chromadorea, Rhabditida, Trichostrongylidae.
UUGGCCAAGAAGAAGCGCUGUGCUCACUGCGGCAUCAUCGUGCAUUCCCAGUGCUCAAAACGAGUUGUUAAUACGUGUGGUUUACCCGAUCAGUGUGCGAAUUAUUACCUGGAUUCUCAUAGUGCGCCAAAUGGAAGGAUGAACGGAUGGGUACGAUUGUUCAGAGAUGACAGUAGCGUGAGGGAAUGGCAGUCAGCAUGGGGCGAGAUGGAUGAGAAACGCCUUGCUUUCUAUGACAACGAUUCUGUACAGACUGACCUUCGGAAGCCAUUCCUGACGGUGGACCUAGAAAAAGAACUCAGAAUAGUCCGAGUUGGAAGUGAAGUGCCUGUGAAAAUGGAGAACGGCCAGGUCUCCCAUAAUAUCGUCCACUUGAAAACUGACAGAAGGAUGAUGCUCACUAGGCGGCCAAGCUCCUUCUCAGAGCAGUCCUGCCUUCUCGUACUCUCAAAGCCUAACAAUCUUACUAUACAUACUACCUGUGUCGUUGAUGAUUAUCUCCUUAUCGGUGCUCAAAGCGGCUUGUUCUUCACAAGUGUUAGCAGUGCACGUGUACCUGUCAGAAUUGCAGGAUUCAACUCGGUUACCGCGAUGGAAUGCCUAGCGGAUCUUAACAUACUCGCUUUGAUUAUCGAUCACAAGCGAUCGUUAGCCCUAGUUCCGUUACCAGCGCUUAAAUUAGCGUUGAACGUUACUCAUCCAUCCGUCCAUGCUGACGUCAUCUCGGGUUAUGAUCACCUCCAUGCUAUUGCUUAUCAUCUGCAGGAUGGACAGAGAUACUUAUGUGCGGCAAGCUCUGCGAAGAUCCACAUCCUGAAGUACAACGCGGCGCGGGAUGUCUUCACGGGACACCAAGUGAUUGAAACGAGAGAGCCGGCGAUGUGCAUGCUGUCAACGGCGAAAGGUUUCUUCUUUGGAGCAGACAGCUUUUAUUCUGUCCAGCUGUCACGAGGCCAGUCAACUGUUGCGGACUAUCCAAUCGCUCUGCUCCAAAUUCGAGAAGAUGAAGUACUUCUGGCCUACCAAAGUGAGCUGUAA